AUGCUUCCAAUAGAAAAAGAAAAUUCAAGAGUUGCUACAACUAAACCAUUAGAUGAACUUUUUACUAAUGUCGGUCAAAAGUUUGAGACAGAGACCGUAAAGCAUGAAGGCUAUCGUUUUGACUACCCAUUAAGAUGGCUAAGAGACCCAUCUGUCACAAAAGCUAUUGGCUUUCGUAGAAUGAAGUUUGUGUCUGUAGAAGAUAAAAGUUUUCCAUUUAUUGUAAGGUUUCAUAUAGAUUAUAUAUCUGAAGGGAAACGAAAAAUGUGGGAAGAAAUUGAGCUAAUACAAGUUGACCUUUCAUCUUCUCUACAGACUGCGUUAAAAAAUAUAGAAGAUAAAAAA
Molecule: messenger RNA, 345 nt
Organism: Trichomonas vaginalis G3
Lineage: Eukaryota; Parabasalia; Trichomonadida; Trichomonadidae
Exons: 1
Source: RefSeq, a predicted model, not a curated record